AUGGAGAACUUUGAUGUGUCGGAUAUGAGCAACGCGCUCAAGGAGAGCACAGGAAACGAAUCCACGCUGCCUACCGAAGCUGCAAGCGCUGCUCGUGAAAAGGGGUGGACGACCCCCGAACGAUACGAUUACGAGAAGUACACUGCUACUGUCGCGCCACUGGGCCCUUCCCACAACAACGGCGAAGAGAGUCUUCCGGAGUGGGCUGCUCAGGCAGCAAAGUAUGAGUGGCGGGAUGACUACGGAGAUGUCGGUCCAGAGAACCCUGCGUUGGAAGAACAGCUGUACCGUGGCGAGUACAUCAACCGAACCGGGCUAAAGAUUGGCAAUCUCCAGAAUAUCGAGGUCAUCGCCGAAAGUCGGGAGAGACCGAGUCCUGUCAAGAGCUUUGACGAGGCUGGGCUGCACCCGAUUAUUCGGGAGAAUAUUCGUUUGUGCAAAUAUGAGGUUCCUACCCCUAUUCAAGCCUACACGAUUCCCGCGGUGCUUACCGGUCACGACUUGAUUGCCAUUUCCCAAACCGAGAAAGGAUCGGGAAAAACUGCCGCUUUUCUUAUUCCCGUUCUUUCUCAACUCAUGGGCAAGGCUAAAAAGCUAGCGGCGCCUCGUCCAAACGUCGCAGAUGGUUACGAUCGAACGAUUCACGCCGUGACGGCCGAGCCUUUGGUGCUAAUCGUCGCUCCUACCCGUGAGCUUUCGACCCAGAUUUUUGACGAAGCACGUCGGCUUUGUUACCGAUCCAUGCUACGCCCGUGCGUUGUUUACGGUGGUGCGUCCGUCCGUGAGCAGCAGGAGGAUUUGGAAAAGGGUUGCGAUAUUCUCAUUGCCACACCUGGCAGAUUGCUGGAUUUCAUGAACAAGGCUAAGCUCCUCUCGCUUCGGCGUGUGAAGUAUACCAUCAUUGAUGAAGCAGAUGAGCUACUGCUGUCGGAUUGGGAGCCGGAUUUUCGGAGAAUCAUGUCUGGCGGAGACGUCAACGAGGACGCGGAUCACCGUUACAUGAUGUUUUCAGCCACGUUUGACAAGGGUUGUCGUCAGAUGGCACGUCGAUUCCUUGCUGCCGACCAUGUGCGCGUGCGCAUCGGCCGGCCUGGUAGUACUCAUCUCAACGUCGACCAGAAUAUCAUCUAUGUUGACCCGGCUAUGAAGAACCAGUGCCUCUAUGAUCUGAUCAUAGCCAUGCCACCUUCACGGACCCUGGUUUUCGUCAAUUCAAAGUCCCAAGCUGAUUUUGUGGAUGAUUAUCUGUACAACAAUAAGCUUCCAAGUACCUCGAUCCAUUCUGACCGAAACCAAAUUGAGCGGGAGGAUGCCUUGCGUGCGUUUCGUACUGCCAGAUGUCCCAUUCUUGUCGCCACCGGUGUUUCUGCUCGGGGGCUGGAUAUUAAGAACGUCAUGCACGUGAUUAAUUACGAUCUCCCCCGAGCACAGCACGGUGGAAUAACUGAAUAUGUUCAUAGAAUCGGACGCACUGCACGCAUCGGUAAUGAAGGCCUUGCUACUUCGUUCUACAAUCAUGACCAUGAUUCCGAGCUUGCCCCGGACCUGGUGAAACUUCUUCUGGAAACCAACCAGAAAAUCCCCGAUUUUCUCGAUUCUUACAUCCCCGCGGAUCGCGUUGUCAAAUUUGAAGACGACACCGACGAGGAAAAUGAGGAGAAGGACAAUGAUGGAGAUGAUGCCGACGAUGCCUGGGGAGGGGCUUCGGAGUCUGAAGAUGCCCCGGCGGCAGAUUCUAAGUGGGAAUUCUAGUGUACCCAGCUUUCUGGCCAUGUCCGAUUCGUAGUCCGUCGUGAAUGCCGUCUAUAACCAAGCUUCUGAGGGCAUGCGGUUGACCGACUAUGAUGGGAAGGCCGGACUUGUGGGGGCGCUGACGCUUUCUCUUUUCUCUCUGUUGCGGUUCUACCAUGCUACGAUCAGACCGGUUCUGUGAUGCAAAAGUUUGACCCUGGGCACAAGCGUACGUUGCAGGCUGUUCCUCGCUUGGAAUCCUCGGAAAUCCGGCAGGGCUCGAGAAUAAUGUCAUGGGCUAUGUGAGGAAUUCAACCAACUGCGGGCUAUGUUGGGAGGCCGGGUGGGAGCGGGCAGGCGAUGUUAUUUUGUUGCUGUACGGGACACCCAUAACUAACAAAUGCUCAAUUCAAUCUUUUCU
Messenger RNA from Aspergillus ibericus CBS 121593, 2152 nucleotides. RefSeq names its product DEAD/DEAH box helicase. Bases 1 to 1752 code for a protein of 583 amino acids. NCBI's taxonomy places the organism in Eukaryota, Fungi, Ascomycota, Eurotiomycetes, Eurotiales, Aspergillaceae. Gene Ontology annotation, cellular component: nucleus. Gene Ontology annotation, molecular function: ATP binding; RNA binding; RNA helicase activity. The record is from RefSeq and is a predicted model, not a curated record. The transcript is spliced from 9 exons.